Molecule: messenger RNA, 882 nt
Organism: Nerophis lumbriciformis (worm pipefish)
Lineage: Eukaryota; Metazoa; Chordata; Actinopteri; Syngnathiformes; Syngnathidae
Source: RefSeq, a predicted model, not a curated record
AUGGACAAGCCCUGUGAGAAAUGGAGAUGCGACAACGCCUCUACGACGGGUGGUCCAGGAUGGACGCCUACUCCCCGUUCCACCACCAUUCGUUUUACCAAAGCUCAACCUUGCAAGGCACCAGUUCUGAUCCGCCCCCCGGGCCCAAGGCCUCCAGUGGUGAAACAUGACUCAAAAAUCAGCUUGUCCACAGAUCCCGCUACCAAGACAAUCAUGAGGAGAAGAGCUCAAUCUCUUUGUUCACCUACGGAGAGGAGGAGAGUGCCUCGGAGCCAGCAGGUUCGCUUCGUAGACUCACUGGGCCUUGAUUUAGAGGAAGUAAAGGUGUUCAAAAUUAAAGAAAGACCCCUGAUACCCCAACAUGUUAUAUUCAGACUUUUGAUGAGCUCUGAAAGGACGUUUGGGAAAUCUUUGGAGCUGUCCUUGCCUCACUUUAAACCCUGCUUCCCGGAGAACCUGGCAGCUCAGCCCAACUUUCUGGAGCGUGUGCACACACAGGGCGUAUGUCUCGAGCAGAUUGUGUGCUCAGAGCUUGGGAUUGCGGGCACCAUACAAGUACUUAAUUUAGACUAUGAGAAAAAGGUCACAGUUCACUACACUUUUACAAACUGGAGAACAACCACAGAUACAACGGCAUCCUGGGUGUCAAGUGGGGCCAAAGGGGAAUAUGAUGGUCCAGGGACAGACGUCUUCAAAUUUCGUCUACCAGUGCCGCCUUUCAUUUUGCAGCCAGGAGCUUUAUUGGAAUUUGCCAUCUGCUAUUAUGUCAAAGGCUCAAAUUAUUGGGACAACAACAGUGGCUGCAAUUACAAACUGACUUGUCAUAGCUACAAAGUGACUGUUCCAAAAGAAUGUGAGGACAGUAUGCUGCAUUUUACCUAA